Aspergillus heteromorphus CBS 117.55 is the source of this 2358-nucleotide messenger RNA. RefSeq lists its product as uncharacterized. The transcript has 2 exons. The record is from RefSeq and is a predicted model, not a curated record. Lineage: Eukaryota; Fungi; Ascomycota; Eurotiomycetes; Eurotiales; Aspergillaceae. The coding region runs from base 1 to 2358 and encodes 785 amino acids.
AUGGCUGGCCUGCUCCCUAGACAGGCAGGGGAAGGGUUUUGGGAGGGAGGAGGAAAGGUGGAGAGUGUCUCUGACCCAAUUCUCACGUUGUCGUCGCAUUUCUCUGCGGCCCAUCCACUUCAAUCUUCAGCGGUGUCUCAUCGCAAUCGCGGCACCUUUGACGAGACCUACGAAUCUAACGACCCCCCAAACCUUACGACUUACCCACCGCAACUUCAGCAGCAGGCUGCUCCCCUUCCUUUCUCUGACUCUACCCGCCAUCACCCACUUCGACCGUCGAGUGCUUUGGGAAGCACUCGCUCGUUACGGAGAACAGCACGUCUUUCUCAACGUCCCCCCUCGGUAGAUGUUUCGGGACGCCCAUUUCAGGUAGAGCAAUCAAUCCCGGUGCUGGUGCGACCUGUCUCGGCGCAUACGCGAGACCUCGCUGCACUCCGUUCCUCCCUCUCCGAAGCGCAAACUGAAGACGACGACGCCGAUUCCGCAGCUGAAGACCAUCCUCUGCGGCCGGGCGAAUUGUACUGGCCCCACAGAACCACUCGUGUCUCCUCGCGCACAGCGUCCGCGAUCCUCUGGACCUUGGAGGAAGCGAUUCGCAAGCCAUUUCCGCUCACCUUCGAUUGGGAGGAAGUGAAUGCGCCCAUGUCUGACAUCGCAGGUCCUUCUGGUGCGCCUGGCUUUGGAGCCAAUGGCCGCGCACAGAAUGGAUCUUCUCGGGCCGCCAGCGGCCCAGUCCCUGUGAACCCGCACCCUCCAAGUGGUGUGCGAACGCCCACUGAUAUCAUGAGACAGCGUCGAGACCGAGAGGCUCGGAAGAAAGCAGAGCAAGAGGCCAAGGACCGAGAGCAGGAUGAAGCGGAGCACAAACAGCAGGAUCAGACUACGGCUCAGGCUCAAGGGCAGGCUUAUGCUGCUGGCGUUGCCGGUGACAGAACUUCGCAGCGAAGGGUGCAGAUACCCGAGCGCUCUGCCACAAACAUUCGACGUCCGGAUCCUCAGGCUCCGUCGCAGCUCCCCGGAACUGGCGGUGCACCUGGUCAUGUUCGGCCAGCCACAUCUGCCGGACAACCCAACCCAGCUCAAUCGCAGCACCCUGCCACACAGAGCUCCGCCGGCUUGUCCAAGCAAGCUUCCAAUCAGCCCGGUGGCCCCCAAUCGGAACAGCAACCCCGUCGAAUCCCAUUUCCCCAUGCGUUCGAACGGUGGGAGACGCUUUCGUCCCACUGGGAGGGCUUGACUGGGUAUUGGAUCCGGAAGCUAGAGCAGAACAACGAAGGGCUCGAGCGCGAUCCUCUCAAUCAGCAAAUGGCACGCCAGGUGACUGAUCUCUCUGCAGCCGGUGCGAAUCUUUUCCACGCGGUGGUGGAGUUGCAGCGCCUGCGCGCCUCAUCCGAGCGCAAAUUCCAGCGCUGGUUUUUCGACACUAGGGCGGACCAAGAACGAUCGAAGGAGGUGCAAGCAGAGUUGGAGAGACAAAUUCGGACCGAACGUCAAGGACGGUCUGAUGCUUUGACCUCAUUGCAGAAGGCCGAGAGCGACAAGGUCCGCGCCGAAGAGUUGCUCAAAGAAAUGCGUCGUGAGCUUCAGAUCUCCAAGGAAGAAGCUCGCCGAGCGUGGGAGGAAUUGGGUCGGCGCGAACAAGAAGAACGCGAUCGGACCAAUUCCCUCCGGAACGGGGAACCCACCUUAGUCGGAGGGGUACAGGUUGUACCUAUGAUUCCAGGGCCUGCCAGAAAUCCUAACCGCCCACCUACUCGCGAAAGUCCGUACGCCGAAAGUGAAGGUGUGACCAAGAGCACGGAUCCGGCAGAAGGCCAAUUUUAUGCAGAUGCGCCCGCAUCGCCUACCGGAACCGACCCGUUCGUGGAGGGGGAGAGGCCUCUUCAGGAGCUGCCAACAUCCACAUCGGCUGAACCCCAGAGACAGUAUCCUGGACACUUCUAUGAGCAACAGGCGACAUACCCCCCUCAGCCAACCUCCGAGAACGAUGACCGCUCAUACGUUCCCAGCGUUGUCAGUAGCGAGCCAGGUGAAGAGGAAUUCGGUAGCAGCUAUCGCCACACUCCGCAGGGUCCGAUCGUGUACCCCCCUACAAUGUCCGAGGCGAGCGACGAAUAUGAACAACGAUCGGUAGAGGGAGGGUAUCCUCCAACCUCCAUGCCCGCAUCUUCAGGGCCUCCGUAUGAAGGCUAUACCCCGUCCGUCGACUACAGUGGCUCGGGAUGGGGUGUAGGAACCGGGUGGGAAUCCAUGACCCCCCGCCAUCGCCAUCCUACCCGCCUUAGCGAUGUGAUCGAGGAAGAGGAGCCACGAACUACUCCUAGCCGAGCCAGCGUAGCCAGUCGAAGUGUACAGUGA